Molecule: messenger RNA, 3243 nt
Organism: Aedes albopictus (Asian tiger mosquito)
Lineage: Eukaryota; Metazoa; Arthropoda; Insecta; Diptera; Culicidae
Exons: 3
Coding region: 1-1992 (663 amino acids)
Source: RefSeq, a predicted model, not a curated record
AUGGGAUCGAAGUUCGCGUUACCAUACACGGAUAUGAAUGAGCUCCCUAUCUACCACCUGAUAGCGGACGUGGAGAACAUCAUUCAAACAAACAACGAGGAAGCGAUCCAGGAGCGCAACAGGUGCGCGGUUGCAAACCAAAUCCAGAAUUUUCUCCACGCAGAGAGGGGAAAAGGGAGACACGAUGCGGUGACCAAUUUCUACCGCACCACCACCAGAUCAACGAGAGCGUUUCUAAAGCAACACCCCGAACUGGUCAUUGCGGAGGCGGACAAGGGGAACAGAACAGUGGUGAUGAAACGGGACGAAUACGAGAGCAAAAUGCAACGCAUGAUCGACGAUGACGAAACGUACUUGAAGCUCAACCGAGAUCCAACGGCAGGGUACCAGAAACGCAACAACAAUUUCGCCAAGCGCCUGGCGGAUUUGAAGCUCAUCGAUCGUGCCACCGAAAGGAGGAUGAAAACCUACAAAGCGACAGCUCCCCGAAUAUACGGUGCACCAAAAGCACACAAGGAGGGACUACCACUGAGACCGGUGGUACCGUGCAUGACGUCACCGUCGUACACACUGUCACAGUUCGUAGGCAAAAUCAUCCAAAAAUCCAUCACCGGCAAGUACAAUGCGACGGACUCGUACACGUUCUGCGAGUACAUUAACAGCGUGCAACUGCCACCGGACUACGUCCUUAUUUCCUUGGACGUCGUGUCGUUGUUCACGUGUAUCCCCAAGAACCUGGUGAUACGUGACGUCAUCCACAACUGGGAAAACAUCAAGCAACACACCGACAUAAACUUAGACUUGUUCCUGGAGAUGACCGAGUUCUGCAUCGAUUGUAGCUACUUCCGGUUCAAGGGACAGUUCUAUCGACAAGUUUUCGGCACAGCGAUGGGUAAUCCGCUAUCACCCACCAUCGCGGAUCUAGUGAUGGAGGCAUUACUAGACAACGUCGUUGCGAGAAUCGAUUUCCCGUUCCCCGUGUUGAAGAAGUAUGUAGACGACCUGAUGCUGGCAGUCCCCAAGGACAAGAUCGAGGAGUGGAGGUUGAAGAAAACGGGAAAAUUCCCUUUUCUCGACCUGCUACUGGUUCGACAACCCGACCAAACGAUCAAAACCGAGUGGUACAUGAAGCCAAUCGCCUCAGGACGGUUUCUGAAUUACCACUCGGCGCACAGCAUCAAACAGAAGGUAAACGUGGCGAAAAAUUUCAUCCGCCGUGUCCAAACCUUCUCAACCAACGUCGAUACAGCCACAACACGUGACAUCAUCACCACCCAGCUCAAACUGAACGAUUACCCCACCACGAUGAUCAACCGCCUCAUCGAUCGAUCGAGAGAACGACAGGUUAACCCUACCAACGAAGACGUCACAGACAGCGAGGAAACGAUCUACCGUUCUAUGGUACAGGUUGGGCAGUUAUCGGGAAACAUUCAGAAAAUCUUGAAGAAAGACUACCCAAAUGUGACCAUUAGCUCAAAAAAUGCCAAAACCGUCGGUAACAUGCUGCCUCCGGUGAAAGACGUCGAGGAUAAAAACAGUAGAUCGAACGUGAUUUAUAAUAUCCCAUGCGCAGACUGUCCUGCGUGUUACGUAGGCAUGACGACGAACAAGCUGCAAACGAGGAUCUCUAGUCACCGCUCCUGUUCCAACCGGCUACAAAGCUUGUGGGACCAGGGCAAGACGACGGAGGACGUGGAGGUUGCACAGCUGCGAGAACGGACGGCGCUGCUAGACCAUUCGGCAGCCAACCAUCAUGUCUUCGCAUUCGAUCGUACACGAAUAGUGGAUUCUAGUUUUAAGCAACAGAACCUACACAUACUCGAAACAUGCCAUAUUGUAAACACACACAACACGGUCAACAAGCGCACAGAUACAGACAACCUCAGCAAUACGUAUGCCGGCGUACUGCACACACUGAGAAACAAUACACGAAGCGAGGCUGUCCGACAGACAGACGAAUCGUUACAACAAGAAUCAAUACAAUCAGAGUAAAAGUGGCGCCAAACAGGCAACUGCAUCGUAGUUCUGCGACCCGGAUCGUUUUCGGAAUUCCCCUCUACCGAACCACCGCCGCAGGCGGCAGACGAUACGUUCGUCUGGGACAAAUUUGGCCUAUGCUGUGGGCCUAUGUUACGAGAGAACGGAGCAUAGUUAGUGAGUAACAUACACAUAAAAUCAUAAACACAACAUAAGAAAAUCAUUGUCCACAGAAUCCUUGAGAAAGGCACAAUAUAGUGACCGAAACGUCGGAUGAAGACUUAACAAUCCGUUUUUGAGUUUUUCUUCCAAGACUGAAAGCCAUAACCUCAAAACAUAAGAUCAACAGUCGAUUCCUUAAGAAAAUCUCCAUACACCGAUAAACGCCUACACCGUGUCCAAUAAGUUCUCAUACAAAAUCAAAUUCUAUUCAUUUCACAUCUGUAAUUAGAAUUUUCAAAGUAAAUAUAUUUAUUGAAAGGCCAACUAACAUACACCAAAUACAGCAUAUGUUUCGGAACUAACUGUCCUUUAUCCUUCUCUGCUGAUCGCUUAUGUGUCGUAAGUCCAUUUCAGCUGGCACGCACGCCAUUCCAUUGGUAUUUCGUCGUAUUUUAACGAGUAAUGGUUUUAAGGUGAAACAAAUUAGAUUCCUGUCGUCCCCAUUGCUAGUAGCAACUAUGACCAGAAGAGACAAAAUAUGAGAUCCUGUAUUGGUAAUGUACGGAGCCGUUUAAUUUUGUACAAAAUAAAACGUAAAUUAAAUAAAAACGUCCAUUUAUCUGUAUCAAUGAGAUUUGUUGUGUUACAGAAGCAUGGGUGUAUCUUAUCCGGUUGCAUCACACAAUUCUCACUUGCUUGUAUUCCUAUUGUGGUAAAUUUUGUCCAAAAUUUACGUUUUUUGAUGUUUAUCUUUGAAAUCACGGUUAUUUUCAUGAAAAUCAGCCCAAGUUGAGCUUACUUGCAAAUUUUUUACCAUAUCAUCACUAAAACUGUAUUGUUUUAGCCUUAGUUUAUCCAUUUGAUACAUAACUUGGGAUACAAACUCAAAAUUUAUCCAUAUGGACUCUAUUUUGCUACCGUAGAAUGAAAAACUUUUCGAAUAUUUUUCUUGCGUGCCGGAGAAAACGGAUUUCAGAAAACGGAAGUGUACUGCUAGGCUUACAAAAACAAGUAGAAAAUAAUGUUAUUCUAAACCGUAUACUUUAUUUAUUCAGUAUUAUGCGGCCUUUCAAUACAUGUAUUCGUUUUGAAAAUAUGAAUCAC